Messenger RNA from Humulus lupulus (European hop), 1182 nucleotides. RefSeq names its product GCN5-related N-acetyltransferase 3, chloroplastic. The record is from RefSeq and is a predicted model, not a curated record. The coding region runs from base 163 to 927 and encodes 254 amino acids. Gene Ontology annotation, molecular function: monosaccharide binding; glucosamine 6-phosphate N-acetyltransferase activity. Gene Ontology annotation, biological process: UDP-N-acetylglucosamine biosynthetic process. NCBI's taxonomy places the organism in Eukaryota, Viridiplantae, Streptophyta, Magnoliopsida, Rosales, Cannabaceae. The transcript is spliced from 4 exons. Gene Ontology annotation, cellular component: endoplasmic reticulum; endoplasmic reticulum-Golgi intermediate compartment; Golgi apparatus.
GUAGAAAUUGGUGAGAAAACUAAAAAAAAGACGAGAAAAAACUUUAAAGUGAUGUUAAUUUUUAGUAGAAAAGGAUAAUACUAUUACAGUCUUUACAGAACAGAGACACCCAAAUGCAUUUAUACAAGAUUUAGCCAGGAGUGAAUAGAGAUAGUGGCCACCAUGAAAAUAGUACUAGAGAGCUUCUCCUGUAAAACCAUGGAAUUGAAAUGGGUUGUCACCACACCCAAAACCCACAAACCAAAAUCACUUUCAUUACCACAAACGUCACUUCCUAUAUUCAUAUCCACUAAACCGUCCCACGUAAACCCAGAUGAACUCCGGGGACUCUUCGGCGCUUGCAAACUCUCCACCCAUAGAUUUCCAGCCUAUGCAGACGAAUCUUGCUCCGACACCGGCCAUAUAGUCGACGUUCGGAAGCUCCGGGUGGCUCUCUCUCACAGCUCUUUUGUCGUUUCCGUCUUCUGCAAAUCUCAGGAUAUAGUUUCUGUGUCUGCUUCGGAGGAUUCUUCAUCUAUGGGUAUCGGGGAUUUUUUGCAGACGGUAAUGGAACCUGUUACUCCUCAGAAUGGCGAGUUGAUUGGGUUUGGGCGCGCCGUUUCUGAUAUGGGAUUGACUGCUUCGAUUUAUGAUGUCAUGGUUGCUCCUCCAUUACGAGGUUUGGGAAUUGGCAAGAUGAUUGUUCAAAGAAUCAUAAGAAUGCUCACAAGUUGGGACAUUUAUGACAUAGCAGCGCUUUGCUCGGAGAAUGAGAGGCAGUUCUUUGAAAAUUGCGGAUUUGGAGAUGACAUUUUGAGCUCAACUACAAUGAUGUAUACAAGGACUGUUUCAGCUAGUUCUGAAGGCAACCAUAUGACCAAACGUUUUGGUCGAAAGCUAUUGUUAGUGCCACCGCUUAAAUGUACUCUGCGUUUUCGGAACCAGUGAAGCUGAAGCUGACUGUUUAUCCUUGGGUACUACGAGAAGCAGUAAAAGAGAAUUUCACCCAGCUCACAAUGGAAAAAUAGAGUUUAAUAUUUAAGUCCUGUUUUCUUUAUCUGGGCAUUAACAAAAUAGACACUUUACAGAGAUGGUUAUAGUUAAAUAUGGCCGAAAAAAGUUGCUUACUGUAAACAUGUUUGGCCUUGUCUAUAUGUGUGGAAAGUCAAUACUCAAUAUCAUGUUCACAUUUAAAAUUGAAAA